ACAACACACAAACGUCAAAAUAUCCGAAAUUUCAAACCAAAAAAGGUAAUUCAUACAAAACCCUUAAAACCCUCCACAAGAUUUGCAGAUCUGUUCGUGUUUCCCUUUCAAGAACAGCGGUUACAUUAAUCUUAAUUUACUGCUACAAGAAAGAAAUCAGGGUUUAUAACAGCUUCAAAACAAGGAAUUCAAUGGCGUUCGGGGAGAAUUGUGGGUUAGUUAAACGUACGAGUUCGUUCGGUAGAAAGAGGAUUUUGAUUUUGAAUGAAAUGGAUAUCGAUUCGGUAGAUGUUGUUUCGCCUAAGAAGAAACGGGUAGUUGGGAGUUGUUUUGGUUCUGAAAGGUCGUUCAUGGAAUCUCUACCUCAGGAUGUUCUUAUUAAGGUUUUAUGUGGUGUGGAACAUGAUGAUCUGAAGAGACUUUUUCAUGUAUCGAAACCGAUUAGAGAAGCUGUCAUAAUUGCAAAGAAAAUGCAUUUUGCAUAUAGUACACCAAAAAAGGUCCCGGCUUUUCGGUGUUCAUUAGACCAAACACUCGACGUUGAUGAAGUGGAAGCUCCAAAUGCUCCAAGACAAUCGAGAGUAGCUCGUUCUCGAUUGAGCCAGAAAACACUGGCCCACCUCUCGGUGGCCUUGUUUUCGUAGACAGAAUUGUAACCGGAUUAUUUGUUUUGGCUUUCAGGUGUACAGAUUUUGUUUAUGUUGUAGGAAAUGUGGUAAAAGAGAUGUGUAGAUCAGGCAAUUUGCCUACGUUUUGGACAGACAGGAAGUAGUUUAAGAGAUUGUAGGAAUUGUAUUUAUUUAUUUUUAAAUAUAAUUUGCUACUUGCAAAUAUAAUUUGGAUA
This is a messenger RNA of Helianthus annuus (common sunflower), 844 nucleotides long. RefSeq names its product F-box protein At1g61340. Lineage: Eukaryota; Viridiplantae; Streptophyta; Magnoliopsida; Asterales; Asteraceae. Bases 192 to 644 code for a protein of 150 amino acids. The transcript has 4 exons. The record is from RefSeq and is a predicted model, not a curated record.